Hordeum vulgare subsp. vulgare (domesticated barley) is the source of this 1406-nucleotide messenger RNA. RefSeq names its product sec-independent protein translocase protein TATC, chloroplastic. NCBI's taxonomy places the organism in Eukaryota, Viridiplantae, Streptophyta, Magnoliopsida, Poales, Poaceae. Gene Ontology annotation, cellular component: TAT protein transport complex; membrane. Gene Ontology annotation, biological process: protein transport by the Tat complex; intracellular protein transmembrane transport. The coding region runs from base 193 to 1236 and encodes 347 amino acids. Gene Ontology annotation, molecular function: proton motive force dependent protein transmembrane transporter activity. The record is from RefSeq and is a predicted model, not a curated record. The transcript has 4 exons.
GCCGGUAACAGCAGAAGCACAUCCAGGCUUCUAAACAAAUUCCUAAAAAAAAAGAUUCUAAAAAAAUGGCAGAAGCAUAUCCGAGGAGCCAGGGAGGAGAAGAAGAAGGUCUGGAAGCAACACCUACACGGAACUGGCUGUAGCAAGCAGAAAAUUAUCGGUUUAUCACCUAUCGAGCUCCCGCGAGAGACCAUGGGAAGCGCAGGAGCGCUGCUCUCCCGCCCGCCACCGCAACUCGGCAGUAUCCUCCUCCGUCGCCACCACAUCUCCCUUCCCCAUCUGUCCUCAUGCACGCCCGAGCCCCUCCACUGCCGCCGCCGGCACCUUCGCUGUUCCGCCGUUGAGGGGAGCAGCGGCCAGGACACGAAUUUGCCAGCGUCUCAAAGAGAAGAGUCUCCAUCGAGCAGCCUCGGCGCCACCCUCCAAGAUCCACUUGCAGGACGUGUCGAAAAUGGUUCUUUUGAAGAUGUCACACAGGAAGAUCAGAGUAGUCUAUAUAAUUUUCUUUAUCCAAGCAAAGAGCUACUUCCAGAUGAUAAGGAAAUGAGUAUAUUUGAUCAUCUAGAGGAACUUCGUGCGAGGAUAUUUAUAUCUGUAUUGGCUGUUGGAGCUUCAAUAAUUGGUUGUUUUGCUUUCUCCAAAGAUAUAAUUAAGAUUCUUGAAGCGCCUGUUAGUGUUCAGGGUGUCCGAUUUUUGCAGCUCUCCCCUGGAGAAUUUUUCUUUACAACAUUGAAGGUUUCUGGUUAUUGUGGCCUCCUAAUCGGAAGUCCUGUAAUUUUGUAUGAGAUCAUAGCAUUUGUUCUCCCUGGUUUAACCAAGGAUGAGCGGAAAUUCCUAGGGCCCAUUGUUUUGGGUUCUUCAGUUCUGUUCUACCUUGGCAUUUUAUUCUCCUACACUAUUCUUGCUCCAGCGGCAUUGAACUUUUUCGUGAAUUAUGCCGAGGGAGCGGUGGAAUCGAUAUGGUCAAUAGACCAGUACUUUGAGUUCGUACUUGUGCUUCUGUUCAGCACAGGGUUAUCUUUUCAGGUGCCUGUGAUCCAGCUGUUGCUGGGGCAAGUUGGAAUUGUUUCCAGUGAACAAAUGCUCUCAAUCUGGAGGUAUGUUGUUGUUGGCGCGGUGGUUGCUGCGGCUGUGCUUACGCCCUCGACUGAUCCCUUGACUCAGAUGCUCUUGGCGGGUCCACUGCUUGGUCUGUACUUGGGUGGUGCGUGGAUGGUCAGGCUAACUGGGCGCUAACUGCAACAAGCAUUGUAGGGAUUGGGUAUUCUGUGUUAGUGUACUACUAGAAACCAUAGCCGAGCCGUGGUGAUUGGUCCGAGUGGUCACCGUCCCCCACUGUAACAGUCUUGUGUAAAAUUAACUCGGCUCCUUCUCAUCUACGAAUACAUUAUGAUCAUUGCUACGAA